AUGUCUACCGUAAAUUUUUUGGUGAAUAUGGUUGUUGUUGAGUUAAUGUGGGGUCAAUAUAUUGUGAAAUGGUGCGUAUUGCUUUCAUUUUUUUGCAGCACUUUAGAAAGUUGUGCAAAGCUAUUUGUUUUCAAAACAUCAUGGCGGUGUAUGGUGCAUAGGACGAAUUCCAUCGUUUGCCAUAACUUGUCGGGUAUGUUGUUUUUGGUUUUUCUUCUUUUGCUGCAGAAAGAUGAAGUAUGUGUUGCAAGUUUGUUCUGA
Molecule: messenger RNA, 261 nt
Organism: Lathyrus sativus (Indian pea)
Lineage: Eukaryota; Viridiplantae; Streptophyta; Magnoliopsida; Fabales; Fabaceae
Source: the annotation of a GenBank genome assembly